Peromyscus leucopus (white-footed mouse) is the source of this 1826-nucleotide messenger RNA. Its product is annotated as zinc finger and SCAN domain containing protein 4C-like. The record is from RefSeq and is a predicted model, not a curated record. The coding region runs from base 105 to 1640 and encodes 511 amino acids. The transcript has 3 exons. Gene Ontology annotation, molecular function: RNA polymerase II cis-regulatory region sequence-specific DNA binding; DNA-binding transcription factor activity, RNA polymerase II-specific. Lineage: Eukaryota; Metazoa; Chordata; Mammalia; Rodentia; Cricetidae. Gene Ontology annotation, biological process: regulation of transcription by RNA polymerase II.
AACUUGCAGCUUUUACAUAUCCACUAAUUGUUGGAGCAGAUCCUCACGUCCCAAGCCAGAUACCAAACUACCAUAGUUGAAUCUUUCUGAGAAUCCUGACCAGAAUGGCUUCACAGAUCAGAGAAUCCUUUAAGCCCUGGUCACCAAAAAACUAUACUGAAAUGGACAACCUAGAGAUUAUUUCAAUCCAGGGUUCCUCUGUGCAGUCUGGAGAGGACAUCUCUAACUCUUCAAUUGCCCAGCCCAACUUUCCCCCAGUUAACAGUGGCUCCCGUGCAAAGCAGGAGCUGCAAAUACUCUGGGAGUGGUUUACCUCCUGGUUGCAGCCAGAACAGCAGAGCAAGGAACAGAUGAUUUCUAACCUAGUCUUGAGGCAGUUUGUCCUCACUGGGCACUGCAAGGACAAGUUUGCCUUGAAACAGAAAUGGGAGUCAAGUGGCAGAAACAUGAGGAGAUUCAUGGAGGGUCUGACUGAUGAGUGCUUGAAGCCUCCUGUGAUGGUUCAUGUCUCCAUGCAUGGGCAGGAAGCUCUCUUUUCAGAGAGAAUGACCUUAAAAGAAGUCAUCAAGCUUUUGAAACAGCAGCAAUCAGCAACAACUACAACACAAGCAAAUGCAGGAACACCAUUGCCUAUCCCCCAAGACAUGUUGGUGGCAACAGGAUAUGAAAACAGUGAAGAUGGCCGAAGCACUUUCUUGAAUAAUCCUGAAGUAAAUAAUGGUGUUAGUAGUCCCAGAAAUGAGAUGGACUCCCUUCUCAUUAUCCAGACAGGGCAGUAUCUUGAGCCUGAAGAGGGAGGUGUUUCUUAUGGAGUUCCUCAGGAUUCCAGAAGAGCAAGUCAAGGCACCUCCAGGUACCAGGCAGAGCCCCUGAGGGCACCUGCUUAUAAACAUAUCCCUUUGGAGGUACAAGCAGAGUCUCUCUCCAGAACAGCCCAGUCUGAAGACAGUGGAGAUGGCCGCAAUACAUUCUUGAUCAACACUGAUGUAAAUAGUGGUAUUAGCAAUCUCAAAAAUGAUAUGGAUUCCCUUCUCAUUAUCCAGAGAGGACAGUAUCCUGAGCCUAAAGAGGGAGGUGUUUCUUAUGGAGUUCUCUGGGAUCCCAGAAGAGCAAUUUGGGGCACAUGUAAGUCCCAGGAAAUGUCUCCAACACCCCAUUCUUCUGAAAAUAUCCAUAUGGGGGUACCAGGGUUCCCCUCUAGGUUAGAGCAGUGUACUUCUGAGCCUGUUCCCCUUUACCAGAAUAACCAGGCAAAUUCUGUAUGUGAGAGUCACCAGGAAAGACUCCACAUUGAUCUCAAACCAUACAAAUGUGAGGAAUGUUCCAGGACCUUCAAAUAUCCUUGUAACCUCUCAGUCCACCAGAAAAAGCACAGGAAGGAGAGGUCAUUUGUCUGUACCCACUGUCUGAAAGCCUUCUACCAAGUCUCAGACCUCCGAAAUCAUGAGGUCAUCCAUAUGCCAGAGAAACCUUUCACAUGUAGCACUUGUGGAAGGUCCUUCAGCCACAAGACCAACCUGCAGGCUCAUGAGAGGAUUCACACAGGAGAGAAGCCCUACACCUGCUCCCUGUGUUACCAUCGCUUCCGCCAGUCAUCCACAUACCACCGUCACCUGAGGAAUUACCACAAAUAUAACUAAAACUGUUACCUUCCUCAACAGAAGACAGCAGGGCUUCUGCCUCAGAGUUUCAUCUGCACAUGAAGAAUCAUGUCACUUCUAAAUACCACUUGGCCAGUGAAGAUGGUUCAUUUAUCUUGAAGGAUUAUUCUUUCUACCUGUUGUUCCAUUUCUAUACUGCUUUUGUUAGAGGGUAAAGAAGAUGAG